Molecule: messenger RNA, 540 nt
Organism: Symbiodinium necroappetens
Lineage: Eukaryota; Dinophyceae; Suessiales; Symbiodiniaceae
Source: the annotation of a GenBank genome assembly
AUGACUUUGGCGACUGUUCUCGAGUUGGAGAAGCGAGCCAUGGAGGGGUCGACCAACGCGGAGCGGGUGACUCUUCCUUACAGAAUAGCAAGCCUGGAAAGGUCUGUUUUCGGCUCCACGGCGAGCGAGGACGAUCUGAACAAGAUCGCAUCGCUGCAGACAGACUAUCUCCAGCUGCAGAAGGAUUACGAGAGCCUUGCAGACGAGUACCAAGAGCUGAAGGAUCGGCCCCCACAGGUCAUCGAGAGCUCCGCGAGCGUGAAAAUGCUGGAGGAGCAGGUGCAGAAGCUGCAGGAACGUUAUCAGGCAGUGCAGCAGAAGAUGUCCAAGCUUCGGGUGCAGCAUUUGGAGCUCGAGACACAACACAGCCAGCUCCAGGCAGAGCACGAGAAGCUCAAGGAGGAGGCGGCAAAGGCGCACAAGCACCAGAGCGCGCAAGUUGGACGACUCCGUCGUGAGCACGAGAAGCUGGCCGAGGAGCUGCAGCAGGUGCGCGGGGCUUACGCCGAGGCCCAGGCCCAGCUGGAGAAGCUGCGGAAG